This is a messenger RNA of Candidula unifasciata, 960 nucleotides long. The record is from the annotation of a GenBank genome assembly. NCBI's taxonomy places the organism in Eukaryota, Metazoa, Mollusca, Gastropoda, Stylommatophora, Geomitridae.
AUGGCUGGACGUGGCAGAGGACGGUCAAGAGGAAUUCUGGAUGCAGUUUUGACAACACCUGGAGGGCUAAUAGCUAAAGCAGAAGAAUCUGAAUUGAUUCCAGACAAUGAUCCUGCAGAGAAAGCCAUCAAGUCUGCUGCCGUGGCUGAGGAGAACUCCAUUAACUCACCAACACCUGGUGAAGGUGAUGGAGGUGGCCAUCCAACUCUUUCAUUAAACGACAUCAAGUCCAUCUUAGAAGAUUCCAGAACUUACAGUGAACAGAACGACGUGAAACGUGUGCUUGUAUGUGCCAGGAAUUUUGUUCGGACAGAAUCUGACGUCAAAGUGCUUGCCUCUCUAAUUUAUAAUAAAUGUCUAGAGGAUGCAGCGUUAGCCAAGAGAGGUUCCGAAAUCUGUGACGGUUUGACCAGCAUAGAAGUUGGCAACACAAAAUUUAGAAAUUGUAUUCUUAGCCUUGUGCAGACUGAUUAUAAAGAAAGGAAUGAAUUGCUUGAGAAAAACCCAGCACGGUUUGGAGGAUUCCUCGCCUUUCUGUGUGAAAUAUUUGGUAUCAUGAGAACUGCUACAAAUGAGGUUUUUAAGCCUCUUAUAAAUCCGCUUUUUGACUGCCUGAACCUUGUACUGGGUCCUGACAGCAGCGGAGAUGGAGAUGAUAGCGAUGAUAAACCAAUUAAAGGAAGCAGUGACUUUGUCAUAAAUGAGGAUGUGUGUGAAACAUUUACAGUCCAGCUCCAGUGUAUAGGCAGGCUUUUAGAUGAGCAUGCGGAAGAUCAGAUGAAGGAACUGAUGAAUCGCAUCAGGACUGGAAUCAUCAUUAGCAAGAGUUCACCCAGAGUUCGCUGUUGCUUGUUGGAGGUUGUGGAGACUUACGCCCGAGGAUGGGAAAUGGCAAAUAAUGAUACAACAAAGUUCUACUGCGAUAUGGUUGUGGAGAUCAUGUCUGGGCUUGUGUUGUGA